Molecule: messenger RNA, 1341 nt
Organism: Kluyveromyces lactis
Lineage: Eukaryota; Fungi; Ascomycota; Saccharomycetes; Saccharomycetales; Saccharomycetaceae
Gene: STP22
Product: ubiquitin-binding ESCRT-I subunit protein STP22
Exons: 2
Coding region: 1-1341 (446 amino acids)
Biological process (GO): protein transport; endosome to lysosome transport; protein modification process
Cellular component (GO): ESCRT I complex
Molecular function (GO): ubiquitin binding
Source: RefSeq, a predicted model, not a curated record
AUGAGUGAUAUUCAUAUUCCGCAGCCGGUACUUGAUUGGUUGUUUAAGGUAUUGCAGCCCACUUAUUCUGAUCCCAGGAGUACGUUCCAUGAUGUCGUACAAGUGCUAGCAUCUUUUCAGUUGAGACCUCGAACUCGAGUUUUCACCUUUCCAGAUGGAUCAUCUGCACUCCUAUUGUCAUUAUACGGAACCUUAGACGGUGUUCCAAUAAUUGUAUGGAUCCCAAAACAAUAUCCAGUUACAGUACCGUAUAUUUACUUGGAUUUAAACUCCUUGACUGGUGAUUUGAAGAUACAGGUGAAUCAAUAUCUUGAUAUAAGUGGACAAUUCUUCUUACCAAUAUUUGGAGCGUGGAGUGGCCAGCCAGGAAGUUUAUUACAGGCAAUACACCAGUUAUUAGAAAUAUGGCAUAACUAUUAUCCAUUGUUUGAUGCGACUUCCAUGAAUGCGCCUCCCUUGCCUGCGAAAACAAAUGAAGGACUUUUGAAGAUUGAAUCUGAAGUGCAGCAACUUCCCCCAAAGCUAAAUCAUCAUGUUCCUAUAAUUGACGCGUCAAAUAACCUCAAGCCUGUUGAAACAGGACUACAACAACUCCCACCACCAAUUCCUAAAAGGCCUUCAGUACCGACUUCCUCUCAGCAGGUUGAUGUAAAUUGCCCAAUCAGUCCACCUUUUGGCGAAUACGGAAAUUUCGUUAGUUCAUCUGCUGGGCCUACACUGAAGGAUGAAUCUCCUAGAAUAGGGUCUCAAACUAUGAUACCGAAUAGUGCUGCCGAACCCAAACAAGAAACGACGUUCACUUUUGAGCUGCCGCCAGAUCUAAUUGACGAUGUCACCGAAAUAAAAUCCCAUUCGACUCACAAUGAGCUACUUCAUAAACUCUAUGAAUUAAUCGAUAAGCUGGCUGUACAAGACAUGAUAAAUCUAAAAAACUAUAUAGGGUCACACUCAUUUAAUAUUGAUGCGAUUCUCACGAAAUACUCCUCUCACAAAUCAUACGAAAAGGAUCUUAUCGAAAGAGUGAAACAUUCAAUUGCGGAAAAUACUACUGCCAUAACCCAUGAAAUGAAGAAAUUAGAUGAAGAGAUGGAAAAAGCUAAGGAGCUUGAAAACAGCAUAGAUCCCGCCUCAAUCGCAAUCCCUGAGACCCCUGCAUUUGUACAACUUUACAACUUGGUCGCGAGGGAUCAUGCUUUGAACGAUGCUAUCGGGACCGUUUCCCAGCUCUUUCAUAGGGAGAAGAUCUCAUUAAACAUAAUGUUGCGGAAGACUAGAGAAUUAUCAUUUGAACAAUUCAAGACAAGAUAUUUGAUUUCAAAGAUCAAUGACCUUUUGGACUAG